GUAUACUGUAAGCACACGAGCGAAUCGUUGCCUCGAAUUGCCAAUGAGGGUAUUCUUGGAUAGAAUGGUUGGAGUUUCGUAAAUAAUGAACGGCAAGCCGAUAUCCCUUGUUAUGCACUUGCCUGUCUUUGGCGUCUAUCUGUGGGGGGUUCUUGCAACUUCAGGCAGAAACACUGCGCCCUUUCUGUUGGGCUGACAGACGGACGCCCUUCCCGUUACACAAAUUGUCCGCCCAAUGUCUUCGACUUGUCACAGCAAACGCCCUUAAAACCACAUUACUCAAGAUGCAGGAUUUUGUGUAGAAGGGUCUUUUUCCUGCUUCUCCAUAAAAACCCCAAUCGUUCCACCUGGCAAUACUCACUCGUCUUCAUCACCAACAUUUCGACAUCGAACCACUUCCAACUUUCCGUUCACAACCCCGCACGCAAUCAGACAUGGCUGAGAUGAACGACCUCAUCCACGUAACUUUCCGCCGUGCAACCAAAGACGACGCUCCCCAAGUCGCACAACUCGUAGAGGCCGCCUUCCGCGCCGAAGACAGCCGAGCAGAUUGGACAGCCGACAUGGAACUCGGCAGGUCGUUCCGCUACUCAGCCGAUGAGGUUCUCGCCACCAUCAACAACCCGGAUGCAGUAGUUCUCAUGGGUUUUGACUUUCACGGCGUCCUCGCGGCCUCGGUCCAGAUUGUCUUUAAGCGGGUGGCCAAAAUGGCCCGUAUUGCCAUGCUUUCCGUGAAUCCCCAGCUGCAGCGCAGCCGCAUCGGGCGCCAGGCUCUUGGCUCUGCCGAGGAGUACGCUUGGCAGCAUUACGACAUCAAGAGAUUUGGGUUAAAUGCCCUCUCGUCUCGCAGGAAGUUGCUUGCGUGGUAUGAGCGCUGUGGGUACCAGAGGACAGGAGAAACUUCGCCGUUUCCUGUUGAUCGGUUCCCUCGUCUAGAUCUUCCGAAAGAUUUGUGCUUCAUUGAGCUAGAGAAGGAUGCCAUACCUGUUGUGGUUUGAUCAAAGCUUUCCUAGGGAAGUCACAGGAAUGAACCCAAGGUGACGUUGUUUUGGGAUACCUGCAGUAGAAAGGCCUCUAUCGUAAGGCUCUUCGGGAUCUUGAAAUACUAGCAACGACAGACUCAAGAAUGUUAAAUCUUCCUGUUUUAAUCCUCGAGAAAGGGUUCCAGGUGUAAAAACGCCAUUACAUUCUCAGUCUCUCUUCCUACGACCAUCACACCCAGUCCUACUACUCUUACCGGAUGCUUCAUUUGGGCUUGCUUAUUUGUCGAUCGGCAUGAGCAAUCGGGUGGUCAAAAAGCUUCUUUUGGCGAAAUAGG
Colletotrichum acutatum is the source of this 1318-nucleotide messenger RNA. Its product is annotated as acetyltransferase. Gene Ontology annotation, molecular function: acyltransferase activity, transferring groups other than amino-acyl groups. Bases 435 to 998 code for a protein of 187 amino acids. The record is from RefSeq and is a predicted model, not a curated record. Lineage: Eukaryota; Fungi; Ascomycota; Sordariomycetes; Glomerellales; Glomerellaceae. The transcript has 3 exons.